AUGUCUUCCUCCCGUGAUUCACCAGAGGUUCACCAUUCUGGACAACCGGGGAACACAUCUACAACCGCCGGUCUACCGGAUGAGAUCCUUUGCGACAUUUUCAAGCGUGUCCUACAAAUGUCGCGGAGGGAUGUGCCGUUUGAGGAGUCUAUUGGGUACCCGUGGUUGGUGGAUAGUGACUAUCCCAAGGACGUUCCGCCUGAAGAAUCCAUGUUAGCGCCAUUGCGACUCAGCCAAGUUUGCAGGUUAUGGCGCAGCCUUGCUCUGUCAUUUCCGUCCCUAUGGACCGAAAUUACCGUUCUCAUAUACAAAUUCGACAGUGCACGAAGGGAUGAAUGGUUUUCAGAUGCAGUCGACACCUGGAUCGAGAGAUCCAGAAUAUCUCCGCUUUCCCUUAGGGUUGAGUGCGAUACUUCCUGCUUGACUGAGCGGGGUUAUCUGCACAACGAGGUUGAUUAUGAAGCAUCUGACGACCCGGGGCCCAAAUUGGAGAUUACGGCGCAUAUUCUAGAAAAAUUGCUUGACCACCAGAACCGAUGGAGAGACGCUUCCUUUACCUUCAUUGGACCCGAUCCUAAAAUUCUACCGCAACUUGGCCUUGUUGAUGCCCCACUCUUGGAAUCGCUCUACAUUUACUGGGGCGGGUUCACCCAGCGUCAUGACAUGACGCAAAUCGACCUUGACAUUUCGUGUUCUCCGAGACUGAGCAACCUACACGUCAGAAGCAUUCCUCGCGUUAUAACCGGGGGAGUUUCGAGUCUGAGAGAGUUGACUCUGGACAGCUGGGAGGCGCCCGUAAGCAGAGACUUCGACAUACAGCAAUCGGUUCUCCUAGAAAUAAUCCAAGACAUGCCAAACUUGGAAGUUCUUGACAUUGGUGCCCUGCACUGCAUAUCUGACUCUGGGAUAUAUAACUCUCGCAUCACUUUGCCUAAACUGCACACACUCGCAGUUCAAGGUGAUGAUUAUUCUACAUCCAUCGUCAGCCAGUUGAUCCUACCAGGACUGAAACGCUUGACUUGGAAGCAUUGCCUGCAAGACGGCGACGUCAACGUGUAUUCGGAUAUGCUGGGACGGUCCCGGGCUUCCCUGGAGUAUUUCGAGUUCCGCUGGACUGCCGUGGUUGAAAGCGUAUUUGCCCCUUUUCUGCGGCUCAUCCCGAGCCUGAAAACGAUUUGUAUGGAAUACGUCGCGCUCACGUACGAUCUCUUCGAGAUGCUAUCCGUCAAGGAGUCAGGCGAGUCUCGGGACGCUAGUUCCAUUAUAUGUCCCAAUCUCGAGGAACUUAUCAUCGUAAAUAAUCACCACAAAAUUAUCAUGGAGCGUGUUUCCAUUGGCCCGGAAUACGCAAUGGCAGAAUUGGUGAAUUUCGACUUUGAAUGA
Molecule: messenger RNA, 1383 nt
Organism: Fomitiporia mediterranea MF3/22
Lineage: Eukaryota; Fungi; Basidiomycota; Agaricomycetes; Hymenochaetales; Hymenochaetaceae
Exons: 2
Coding region: 1-1383 (460 amino acids)
Molecular function (GO): protein binding
Source: RefSeq, a predicted model, not a curated record